Molecule: messenger RNA, 428 nt
Organism: Gongylonema pulchrum
Lineage: Eukaryota; Metazoa; Nematoda; Chromadorea; Rhabditida; Gongylonematidae
Source: the annotation of a GenBank genome assembly
CUUCCAUAUAACGAUUAUUUCGAGUAUUUUGGACCUCAUUAUCGGCUUCACAUCGAUCCGUCAAAUGCCACAAAUGAAAAUACUCCGGAAUUUUUGAAGAAGAUACAGGAAGGGGUGAUUGAGAACCUGCGACAUUUGCCCCAUGUGCCAAGCGUGCAAAUGCAGCCGAUCGGUGAUGAGAGCUAUGCGUCGAGAUUGCUGAAGGAGGAAGAGGAAGCUCGAGAUAACGCUGAUCCGGAUGUUCGAUUUGACAGGGUGAUUGAGAACCUGCGACAUUUGCCCCACGUACCAAGCGUACAGAUGCAGCCGAUCGGUGAUGAGAGCUACGCGUCGAGAUUGCUGAAGGAGGAAGAGGAAGCUCGAGAUAACGCUGAUCCGGAUGUUCGAUUUGACAGAAUAAUACCUCGAAAAUUUGAUAUGAAUUGAUG